UCCGCCGACACCGUUGUUCGAGAUCCGUUCGAGAAAGUCUCGAGUCGCGGACCGACCGUUUACCCACGUUCGCGGUACAAAAUUUUGAUAAUAAAUUACCGUAAUUUUCCGUCUCCGUGGUCAUCGCGAACCCGGUAACACUAUACAAUACAUUAUACUCCUGCACGAGAAAUUAUAGGACGGCGGAACCAACCAUAAUAUAAUGGCGCAUUCACUGCGGUUGAUCACAUACCUGGUGCCCAGCCACCCCGUUGAGUUGUACGAGUGCAUCGCCCAUUUCCUGGAAGAACAACUGCACGUCAGCGCGACGCUCGUCUACGAAUCCAGAGACCCCAUCGGCUUGUACAACGAUGACUGUCCCGAUCCUUUUUGCCUGAAAGAAGUGGACAUAGGUUUUUUAAGCCCGACACAGUACUUGAAGAUGAAAAGGUCGAAAAAAAUCGAAUUGCUGCCGAUUACUCCUGUGUUCGUUCAUUCCAAUAACGCGGCACAAAAACCAGGAUACUUCGCGGACAUCAUUAUGCACACAAAUGCCGAGAAAACCGUUAAGUCGUUUCUGGACCUGAGAGGCUGCAAUUGGGGAUAUACGGGAGACAAUUCACUCAGCAGUAGCGUUUCCAUACAGAAGUUGCUCAGGUUGCAUGGCGAAAACUCGUCGUUUUUCGGCAACACGAUAAAGACCGGAAAUCAUUUAUUGACAGUGGAGAAGGUGAAAGAUAAACAAGUGAUUGCCGCAGCCGUUGACUCGGUGGCCUUUUACAAUUACAAAAACGUUUUGCAUAAAGACUCGGACGACAUAAUCAUUUUGCAAAGCAUCGGGCCGCUGCCUCCGUACGCAAUUGUCUGCGGGAAAAACUUAAACGGAGAUCUGAAAUCGAAAAUCGCGAAUGCUCUGUUGAAAGCCACGACUUCUUUGCCAUGGAAAGCGAAAUUCGAGAAGUUCGGUCUGAUCAAAUUUGCGGAAAACUCUUCCAGCGCAUACUCUGAACUAGAAUUCAGCGAGCCUCUGGACGGAAAAGGGUUAUCAUCGAUUUAUUAUUGAGGAUACGAUGGUACACGUAAAACAACUGCAUCAUAGUAAUACCGUGAUCCACUUAUCAAUCAAUAAUCAUCGUUGGCUUUAAAUCGGACGAUCAACAGUUUUUUAUUUAUUUAAUAUUAUACUCCGCUUUAUAUUUUAGAGAGAAUUUUAGUUAAAUUAAUUAUACUAGA
Molecule: messenger RNA, 1212 nt
Organism: Melanaphis sacchari
Lineage: Eukaryota; Metazoa; Arthropoda; Insecta; Hemiptera; Aphididae
Exons: 5
Coding region: 203-1042 (279 amino acids)
Source: RefSeq, a predicted model, not a curated record